GCGGAGGCCUGUGCGCGCCAAGGCGGGUCCGCUCCCAAAGCUGUCUGGGUAAAGGCCCAAGAUGGCUUCCCUUGCUGUCAGGCCCGUGUGAGAGCCGACUGAGACAAAUGUCCUUUGUCUAGUCUUUGAAGUCCACGCCUGGCCCCCAUUUCCCUGGCUGGUUUGGUGCCCUGUUGAGGUGGACAGGCGCUAGAGUAAUGGCAGGGAGUCUCCCUUGGGUGGCAAGUAGGAGGCUAUGGGGCUUGAUGCCCUUGGCGUGCAGAAGCUUCUCUCAGGGUGUUUCACUGCUGGCCCGUGUAAGACUUACCCUCCCACCCCCCAGAGAGGUCGAUCGCUGGAACGAGAAGAGGGCUCUGUUUGGUGUAUAUGACAACAUCGGGAUCCUGGGGAAUUUCGAAAAGCACCCGAAAGAACUAAUCAAGGGCCCAGUAUGGCUUCGAGGCUGGAGAGGAAAUGAAUUACAGCGUUGUAUCCGAAAGAAGAAAAUGGUUGGAAGCAGAAUGUUCACCGAGGACCUGCACAACCUUAACAAACGGAUCAACUAUCUCUACAAACACUUUAACAGGCAUGGGAAGUACCGCUAGGACAGAGAACUGGGGACUCCGGAAGAGACACACUUGUUGCCCUGGGGAAGGGGAACAGGACUUAUCCCUUUGAGGAGAGAGCUCAGUGUAAUAAAGUGAGCCUUUUUGGAAUGU
Molecule: messenger RNA, 698 nt
Organism: Phodopus roborovskii (desert hamster)
Lineage: Eukaryota; Metazoa; Chordata; Mammalia; Rodentia; Cricetidae
Gene: Mrpl51
Product: mitochondrial ribosomal protein L51
Exons: 3
Coding region: 198-584 (128 amino acids)
Biological process (GO): translation
Cellular component (GO): mitochondrial large ribosomal subunit
Molecular function (GO): structural constituent of ribosome
Source: RefSeq, a predicted model, not a curated record